Molecule: messenger RNA, 685 nt
Organism: Periconia digitata
Lineage: Eukaryota; Fungi; Ascomycota; Dothideomycetes; Pleosporales; Periconiaceae
Source: the annotation of a GenBank genome assembly
AUGAAUGAAUCAACACGUUCCCACCCUUUUUUUCAUCUCUGUGGCUCCUCCGUUCUCCUGUGCUGCCUUUCUUGUCCUGAGUCACUCUUUCUCACCCACUCUUUCACGCAAUCAGACUGCGAGAGAGAUAUGAAUCUUCAAUACAACAGAAUGGAAGGAGUAAACUGUCGAUGGAGAGGAGUUCCACUCAGCACGAUGUCCAUAUCCACACAAGUCCAUUCUGUCGUUUUAUUUAUUCGUCCAUCACAACCCUCCACCAGCACCAUCAUCGCUGCCUCUCCAUAUAAUCAAGCAUUCAAACCCAGUACAAACGUUUCCGUUAACACCGCGUCAUCGUGAUAGCCAAUCCACCCCCAACCUGCCUAUCACAUAUUCAAAACUCAGAUACCCGCAAAAUCUACAACCGCAGAGUGUUUAGUUACACUAGAACAUCAUGUCAAGAGCCAUCGAUUUGAGGACAUGCGAUGGAGAGUGGGAUAUCAGCCGUGAUAAUCAUCUUUUUUUGGAUGCACUAUUAUCGGGAAUGUACGUUUGUAUGCAGUCUGAUGCGUCUGCGCUGUACCUCUCUCUCCCCGGGAGUUUAUUCAUGUAAACCCAGGGCAGUGAUGAUGUCUUUAGUCCUUUGUAGUGCGUCUCCUCUCGUACAUGUUUGAAUGGGGGCAUAAAGGCGGAUCUGUGUACACGC